AUGUCCGACAUAGCAGCUAUGGAGAAUGCCAAACAAGCCUGCCCAGAGCUUCAAAGCCUUCCCCAAGGUUGGAGCUUCAAUCUCGAUAAUGCAAACCGGGUGUACUUUAUAAAGGCCCAAGAAACCACCUACAACCACCCAGCUCUAGGGGGGUUACCGAAACCGUGGAUCCUCAUGCUUAUCUAUGGAGAAGAAUUUCGGUCCUUCCGAUAUUACAACAGAGAAACUAAGGAACAAACAAGCAGAGAUCCUCGGUACAUGGACCAGACUUUGCAGUAUCAAUCAAAAGCAGCUCCAAGAGAGCUGUGGAUAGCGGCGUCAUCCCAGAGGAAUAACAAUAUCGACCUGGCUACCAUGCAACGGUCACCGAUUGAGAACCAUGAUAUCCGCGAUAAGUAUGAGAGGAUACAUACUAUUGAUCCCGGGGAUGGCACGGUUGGUGGUAUGAAUGGCGGGGUUUAUGUAGUCCGCAUCAAGAAUAUACCGAACAAACUCUACAUCGAGAAAAGGUUUAAAUCGGAAGGUGUUUCGUUCGGAAAGAAAGAGAUCAAAAUGCUUCGGCAGGUGAAACAUUCAGCUCUCACUUCGUACUCGGCCGCUUUUCUUAUCGAGACAUCUACAUUGAAAGACGCAUCAGUGUAUAUCGAGUUUUGCGAUCGAGGAUCUUUAAAGGACCUUAUUGGUGAUUACUUCAAGCGUGGAAACAUCAAUCCAAAGCCUCGACCACCCGAGCCGUUUGUAUGGCAUGUAUUUGGCGGCCUUUUGGAUGCUUUGGCAUAUCUUCAGACGGGAAGCAGCCUUCUGCAUAGGCGAAACGUUCUCAUGGAUAAAAGUUGGACUCCAAUUAUCCACCGCGAUUUCAAGCCAGACAACGUUCUUCUCCGGUCAAGAGCCACUGUAGGGUCUACAAAGUAUUUCUACUGCGUCUUGAGUGACUUUGGUCUUGCAUGUGAGGACCGCCCCUAUUGGCAUCCCGAUGCUGAUCAUCAUCAAAAAACCGGGGGAAUCCUAGGCACUUAUAUUUACUUUGCGCCAGAACUCUGUUAUGAGUCAUAUCCAAGAACCUCACUAGAGAAGACCACCUUCCCAAAUGGCUAUCGACACAGUGGCAAGUCGGAUAUAUGGGCUCUUGGAGUGUGCAUUUACAAUCUGUGUGCCUGUCGAGAUGAGGCGGGCACCGACCACCUUGACGGUGCCUCCAGGCCUCCACUAGUUUCUUGGAAUGAAUGGGGUGGUGGGCAAAUAUGUCGAAGGAAUCGAUAUCCACUUCCAGUUCCUCCGGUUUAUUCGCCAGAGCUGCGUGAGGCCAUCUUGCGAGCAACGGAAUGGUACCCCGAUAGACGUCCAGAUGCUGCCACGCUCUUGAGGAGGUUCGAAGAGCUCCAGGAAGCAUCAGGGUGCACGUACCAGGGAGGCGCACAUGCCCUUCCAGAUUGGGCUACUCGUAAACAUGAGUAUUUCUCUAAAGCAGAGCAGUUAUCGAAGGGUAGGGGUCGUUGA
Messenger RNA from Venustampulla echinocandica, 1500 nucleotides. RefSeq lists its product as uncharacterized. Gene Ontology annotation, biological process: chromosome segregation; protein phosphorylation. The transcript has a single exon. Lineage: Eukaryota; Fungi; Ascomycota; Leotiomycetes; Helotiales; Pleuroascaceae. Gene Ontology annotation, cellular component: centrosome; cytoplasm; nucleus. The record is from RefSeq and is a predicted model, not a curated record. Gene Ontology annotation, molecular function: ATP binding; protein binding; protein kinase activity. Bases 1 to 1500 code for a protein of 499 amino acids.